UAUGAUAUAACGUUUGUCACGAUUCCUAGUUCCUACUUUGUUCCACUAUUAUUCUCUCCCACUCUUCCCAUAGUGAGAUCUUUUGCAGCAACUUUGUAUAAGCAUGUAUGUGAAAUUGUGAAUGUAGAUCAACGAAAUUGCUAGUAGUUCGAGAUAUCGGUUAUAUCGAUAUAGUCGUGACAAUUGCAGCAUAUUGCGUCUGUGAGUAAUCACAAGAAAUUUUUGCGAAAAGAUAUUGCUCUGGAGUUUUAAAUAAAUUUUGAUAGAUAUGUGAAUAUCUUUCAAAUACUUAAGACUUAGUUAGUUCAAAAUCAUAAAAUAGCGUACAAAAAUGAUGCUCGCUAGAGUAUGUCGAAGCAGUAUUUCACCAAAUUUAGUUAAUUUACUGAAAACUCCAAUUAAUUCGAAACCUUUUAUUCCGAAAAUUCAAUCCACAAGAUUAUUUGCUAAUGAUGGACGAAGCACAUUUGCAAGAUCUACUCGUAAAUCAACUUCUCUUUCAGAACAAGCAAUGGCACCUGCGGGAGAAACAGCAUUUACUAUUGGAAAAGGAGUUGUUGCUGGUGGUGCUGUAAUAGGAUUAGGUUCCUUAUGUUAUUAUGGUUUGGGUUUGUCGCCAUCCAUGGGAGCUAUAGAUUAUGCAAAAUUAUGGCCUCAAUAUGUAAAGGAUAGAAUUAAGACUACAUAUAUGUACCUUGGUGCAUCUAUAAUAACUAGUGCUGCAACUGCAGCAAUAUGUAUACGUUCACCAACUGUUAUGAAUUUAAUAAUGCGUCAAGGAUGGCUUGCCAUGUUCGUAUCUUUAGCAUCUGUUUGGGGUAGUGGAAUAUUGCUACAGACUAUUCCAUAUAAAGAAGGUUUUGGUGCAAAACAAAUAGCAUGGUUAAUUCAUACUGGCACUAUUGGUGCAUUUCUUGCACCUCUCUACUUAUUUGGAGGACCAUUGGUACUUAGAGCUGCAUGGUAUACUGCUGGUGUAGUUGGUGGUUUAUCAGUAGUAGCAAUUUGUGCACCAAAUGAAAAGUUCUUGAAUAUGGGAGGUCCAUUAGCAAUUGGUUUAGGACUUAUAUUUGCAAGUAGUGUUGGUACAAUAUUUUUGCCACCUACAACAGCUAUUGGAUCUGGCUUAUAUUCAAUAUCUUUAUAUGGUGGUUUGGUGCUAUUUUCAAUGCUUCUUUUGUAUGAUACUCAAAAAAUUAUUAAACAAGCAGAAAAUUAUCCAGCUUAUAAUCAACUUGCAAGGCCAUAUGAUCCAGUUAAUAAUGCAAUUUCAGUUUAUAUGGAUGUAGUAAAUAUCUUUCUAAGAAUUCUCACAAUAUUAGUGAAUGGAGGAAACAGAAGAAAAAAUUAAAAGUGCUUUUCAAUAGGCUAAUUCAGAAAUUAUGGAUUUCCAUUUUCGUAUGAUGUUUGGAAAACGUCGUGAUUUAGUAUUUAAAAUUAUUUUGCAAUAAAUAAGUUUUACAAAUAUAA
Molecule: messenger RNA, 1470 nt
Organism: Apis laboriosa (Himalayan honeybee)
Lineage: Eukaryota; Metazoa; Arthropoda; Insecta; Hymenoptera; Apidae
Product: growth hormone-inducible transmembrane protein-like
Exons: 5
Coding region: 332-1351 (339 amino acids)
Cellular component (GO): mitochondrial inner membrane
Source: RefSeq, a predicted model, not a curated record